UCCUCGCCGCCGCCGCCGCCUCGGCCCCUCGCGAAGCGCCGGGCCGCUCGGGAACAUGGCCCUGGAGCAGCUCUGCGCGGUCCUCAAAGUGUUGUUAAUAACAAUACUUGUAGUCGAAGGGAUUGCUGUGGCCCAAAAGACCCAAGAUGGACAAAAUAUUGGAAUCAAGCAUAUUCCUGCAACCCAGUGUGGCAUUUGGGUUCGAACCAGCAAUGGAGGUCAUUUUGCUUCACCAAAUUAUCCUGACUCUUAUCCACCAAACAAGGAGUGUAUCUACAUUUUGGAAGCUGCUCCACGUCAAAGAAUAGAGUUGACCUUUGAUGAACAUUAUUAUAUAGAACCAUCAUUUGAAUGUCGGUUUGACCACUUGGAAGUUCGAGAUGGGCCAUUUGGUUUCUCUCCACUUAUAGAUCGUUACUGUGGCGUGAAAAGCCCUCCACUAAUUAGAUCAACAGGGAGAUUCAUGUGGAUUAAGUUUAGUUCUGAUGAAGAACUUGAAGGACUGGGAUUUCGAGCAAAAUACUCAUUUAUUCCAGAUCCAGACUUUACUUACCUAGGAGGUAUUUUAAAUCCCAUCCCAGAUUGCCAGUUUGAGCUCUCGGGAGCUGAUGGAAUAGUGCGUUCUAGUCAGGUAGAACAAGAAGAAAAAACAAAACCUGGUCAAGCUGUUGAUUGCAUAUGGACAAUUAAAGCUACUCCAAAAGCCAAGAUUUAUUUGAGGUUCCUAGAUUAUCAAAUGGAGCACUCAAAUGAAUGCAAGAGAAACUUCGUUGCAGUUUAUGAUGGAAGCAGUUCUAUUGAAAAUCUGAAGGCUAAAUUUUGCAGCACUGUGGCCAAUGAUGUGAUGCUGAAAACAGGAGUUGGAGUGAUCCGAAUGUGGGCAGAUGAAGGUAGUCGGCUAAGCAGAUUCAGAAUGCUCUUUACUUCCUUUGUGGAGCCUCCCUGCACAGGUAGCACUUUCUUCUGCCACAGCAACAUGUGCAUCAAUAAUUCUUUAGUCUGUAACGGUGUUCAGAACUGUGCAUACCCUUGGGAUGAAAAUCACUGUAAAGAAAAGAAAAAAGCAGGACUGUUUGAACAAGUCACUAAAACCCAUGGAACAAUUAUUGGCAUCACAUCAGGGAUUGUCUUGGUCCUUCUCAUUAUUUCUAUUUUAGUACAAGUGAAACAGCCUCGAAAAAAGGUCAUGGCUUGUAAAACUGCAUUUAAUAAAACUGGAUUUCAGGAAGUGUUUGAUCCUCCUCAUUAUGAGCUGUUCUCCCUAAGGGACAAAGAGAUUUCUGCAGACUUGGCCGACCUGUCAGAAGAACUGGACAACUACCAGAAGAUGCGGCGCUCCUCCACCGCCUCCCGCUGCAUUCAUGACCAUCACUGUGGGUCACAAGCAUCCAGUGUCAAACAGAGCAGGACCAACCUGAGUUCCAUGGAACUGCCUUUCCGAAAUGAUUUUGCACAACCACAGCCAAUGAAAACAUUUAACAGCACCUUCAAAAAGAGUAGCUACACUUUCAAACAGGCACAUGAGUGCCCUGAACAGGCCCUAGAAGACAGAGUAAUGGAGGAGAUUCCUUGUGAGAUUUAUGUCAGGGGGCGAGAAGAUUCUGCACAAGCGUCCAUAUCCAUUGAUUUUUAAUCUUCUACUAAGGGGACAUUAGUUAUUAAGUGUGUACGUAUGCAGUCUACUGAGCACCCAUACUCUUCAGCCGCCAACCCUUUUCUCGUAUCAGAACUAGGAAGACCUUCAUUCCCACUAACCUACUGUAAUGGUGAAGCUUUUAUUGUCUCAGGCAGCCUAUGUGUUAAACCAAUCAAGGGACCUACUCCAGUCCAUGAACAAAGUAACAGUCACUAUUGCUUGGUGUCACACACACAAGGUAUGAGCAAAAUAGUAUCCGAAGAGGGGAAUGGUGGUGCUGAGCCUGGCUCAGACUGCCUGUUAGGCUUAGAACAAGAAACUGCUCUGGUUGAUACAGCUUGUCAACAUUUUGAUCCCACAAUAAGUUUAAAAAAUAAGA
Messenger RNA from Enhydra lutris kenyoni (northern sea otter), 2015 nucleotides. RefSeq names its product neuropilin and tolloid like 2. The coding region runs from base 56 to 1633 and encodes 525 amino acids. NCBI's taxonomy places the organism in Eukaryota, Metazoa, Chordata, Mammalia, Carnivora, Mustelidae. The transcript is spliced from 9 exons. Gene Ontology annotation, molecular function: protein binding. The record is from RefSeq and is a predicted model, not a curated record.